AUGGAGACUCUCAAUGGAAACCAAAGCUUGACGAUUGUCAUAAAAUUAGGAACGAGUUCGAUUGUGGAUGAGCGCACACAUGAGCCAAUUUUGUCUAUAUUGUCCUUGAUUGUUGAAACGGUAGCAAAACUUCGCAAGAAUGGCCAUAGAGUCAUUUUGGUUUCUUCGGGUGCCAUUGGAGUCGGAUUGCGCAGAAUGGAUAUUGAUGAGAGGCCGAAGCAUUUGCCUCGUAUACAAGCUCUUGCUGCUGUCGGUCAAUGCCGGCUUAUGAGUUUGUGGGAUAGCCUUUUUGGGCACCUCCGAAUUCCUGUUGCUCAAAUUCUUCUUACUCGAAGUGACAUUGCAGAUCGCACACAAUAUACUAACGCACAAAACACCUUCUCCGAGCUGCUAGACAUGGGCGUUCUGCCCGUUGUCAAUGAGAACGACACUCUGGCUGUUGCGGAAAUUAAAUUUGGAGAUAACGAUACCCUCUCAGCUAUAACAGCAGCUAUGGUCAAAGCCGAUUAUCUCUUUUUGAUGACUGAUGUGGACUGUCUAUAUACUGCCAACCCGAGACAUGACCCCAAUGCACAGCCUAUUGAGGUGGUUUCUGAUAUAUCGUCACUCGAAGCUGACGUGUCGACAUCAGGCUCGUCUCUAGGCACCGGAGGCAUGGGCACAAAGAUUGUUGCUGCUCGUCUUGCUACUAGUGCCGGUGUGACGACCAUCAUCACUAAGAGCUCAAAACCUGGAAAUGUGCAUGAUAUUGUAAAAUAUUUGCAAGAAUCUCAAACUGGCUUGUCUGUUUCCGAAACAACAAGUCAAUCCGAUCCUGCACAGCAAUCUACCAUCAAAUCGACUUCUAGCCUGCCGUUACCUCCGUUACAUACUCGAUUCAUUCCCUCCGCUACGCCAAUUCAGUCACGCUCAUUCUGGGUCCUACAUGGCCUCGCUCCUCAUGGAAGUCUCUAUAUCGAUCAAGGCGCAUUUAGCGCUUUACAAAAGAAAGCCAGUCUUCUGCCCGCAGGCGUCCUUGCCGUUGAAGGACACUUCGGCCAACAGGAAGCAGUACGCCUGUUUGUUGUGGAGAAGCGGUCGCACAUCGAUGGCGAUUUUAUGUCUCAUGCAGAAGAGCCCAGAGAGGUUGGCCGGGCCAUCGUGAACUAUGGCAGCCUUGAGAUUGAUCGGAUCAAGGGUGUGCGCAGUACUCAUAUCUAUGCUGUUCUCGGAUAUGCAGAUAGCGAGUAUGUAGCUCUGCGUGAGAAUAUUUCUUUCUUCCCGAAGGAAGUACCGAGCGGUGCUGCCACUCCCAGUCUCCGGUAG
Messenger RNA from Talaromyces marneffei, 1305 nucleotides. RefSeq lists its product as uncharacterized. Gene Ontology annotation, cellular component: cytosol; cytoplasm. The record is from RefSeq and is a predicted model, not a curated record. Bases 1 to 1305 code for a protein of 434 amino acids. Gene Ontology annotation, molecular function: ATP binding; RNA binding; glutamate 5-kinase activity. Lineage: Eukaryota; Fungi; Ascomycota; Eurotiomycetes; Eurotiales; Trichocomaceae. The transcript is spliced from 5 exons.